AUGUUACUCGUUGUUGUGCUCGCCUUCAUUGUGAUUGGACUCUUUUUGCUGGUAGAUUUGCGAAAACCAAUACAUUUUCCACCAGGUCCACAGUGGUUACCAAUAGUUGGUAACAUCUUUGUUAUACAUAAGCUUCGAUCGGUUUAUGGAUUUUUUCAUUUGAUAUGGCAUCACUUUUAUGAAAAAUACGGACCUGUGAUGGGAAUUCGAAUCGGUCGUACUUUUUUCGUAAUAAUGUCUGGUCGAGAUGCGAUUCGAGAUGCUUACAAUACAGAUGCAAUGAAUGGCCGACCAAAUGGAUUUUUCUAUCGAAUUCGAACUUUUAAUAAGCGUUUGGGUGUUGUAUUUAACGAUGGUGAUUUUUGGGACACACAAAGAAGAUUCUCAUUAAAAAUAUUACGUCAAAUGGGAAUGGGCCGCGCCAAUAUGAAUGAGCAUAUUGAACAAGAGUGCACUGAAAUGGUAAAUUUUUUUAAACGAAAAUCGGCAAACGGUCAACUAAUUGAAAUGCAACACGCCUUCGAUAUUCCGGUAUUAAAUAUAUUAUGGACACUGGUUGCUGGAUAUAGGUUUGAGUAUGACGACGAACGCUUGCAGAACCUUCUGAAAAUGAUUCAUGAAUGUUUUCGUGUGGUGGAUAUGACUGGUGGAAUUUUAAAUUUAUUUCCAUUGAUACGGCACUUCUUCCCGAUUCGAUCAGGUUAUAAGCCACUUUUAAACGCACACAAACCGCUGUGGAGCUUCUUGCAGGAAGUUGUGAAUGAGACUAAAACCAAACACAGUUCCGAACGACCAAAGUCAUUCAUAAAUUCAUAUCUGGAAGAAAUAUCGAAUAGUACGCAUAGCUCAUUUUCUGAUGAACAAUUAUUGUCCAUUUGUUUGGACUUCUUUCAAGCGGGAACUGAAACUACCAGCAAUACACUUAGUUUUGGUUUAAUGUAUAUGAUUCACAAUCGAGAUGUUUGUGAUAAAGUACAUGCUGAAUUGGAUGCAGUAAUUGGGAAAAAACGAUUCCCCAUUCUACAAGAUCGCAACCAUUUACCGUAUGUGGAAGCCGUUCUCUCUGAAAUACUAAGAUUUUCAAAUGUUGCACCACUGGGCAUAGCUCAUCGAACAACGGAUGAUACAACAUUUAGAGAGUUUAUUAUUCCAAAAGAUACAGUUGUGCUGAUAUCAUUGUACAGCUUGAAUAUGGACAAAGAUUAUUGGCGCGAUCCAAAUGUCUUUAAACCGGAACGAUUUUUAAAUGAGAAUGGAGAAUACAUAUCCCAUAGCGAGCAAUUUCUUCCAUUCGGUUUAGGUAAACGACGUUGCAUGGGCGAACAUUUAGCCAAAGCUAGUCUAUUUUUGUAUUUUGCGACAUUCAUGCAUGCAUUCCAAAUGAUUGUACCAAGCGAUAUACCCUUACCUAAUAUACAACCAAACGACGGCAUAACACUGCAACCAAAAUCGUUUGUUUUGCAAUUGAAGCCGAGAUUUUAGACUGUUUCCAAUUAUUUAGUUUUUUCUCUUUAAAUGGAAUUCUACAUACUGUUUCUUAUAAAAUCUGUAUACAUAUCAAACAUAUAAUAUAAAUAUGAUGUUGUUGUGUCACAAGGUCAAAUGUUGCACGAUACAAUACACGCACAAAAAUAGCAACAAAUAUAUUUAUUUUUUGUUGUUAUUUCUGUGAUUGUAACAAAUACAAAUGAAUGCACACCAAACAAAUUCAAUAAAGCAACCAACAAAACUGAAUUAUCAUUUGUGACGUGUAUUUAAGUAAUGAAGCGUUGCUCAUUCAUUUAUGUGUUUUUGAAUGUUAUCUUUGCAUCUUAUUUCGUUUCUUUAUUUGAGCAGCACAACUCGCAUACAAAUCAAUUAUUCCGUAUAGUACUUUAGUACAUAGCGAUAAAAGAUCGACCAUUCUUAAAAGCGGUUGACGUUAUUCGUACGCUUUUUCAUCGUUUCAAUUCAUAUUGAAAGUGUGUAAAAUAAGUCAAGAAAACAUGUGAGUGAAUUUAAACGAAGCCAUUCAAAAGUACAACAAUAAAAAAACGAUUAGAGAUUACACGAGAGAAA
Contarinia nasturtii (swede midge) is the source of this 2058-nucleotide messenger RNA. RefSeq names its product methyl farnesoate epoxidase-like. Gene Ontology annotation, cellular component: cytoplasm; intracellular membrane-bounded organelle. The transcript is spliced from 6 exons. Gene Ontology annotation, biological process: xenobiotic metabolic process. The record is from RefSeq and is a predicted model, not a curated record. NCBI's taxonomy places the organism in Eukaryota, Metazoa, Arthropoda, Insecta, Diptera, Cecidomyiidae. Gene Ontology annotation, molecular function: iron ion binding; heme binding; oxidoreductase activity, acting on paired donors, with incorporation or reduction of molecular oxygen, reduced flavin or flavoprotein as one donor, and incorporation of one atom of oxygen. Bases 1 to 1482 code for a protein of 493 amino acids.